AUGGCGGAUGAUUUAUCAAAUUACAAACUGCAACUUCUACAGGUGGAAGGAGCACUACUAGCUGAUGGUGACAAUGAGGAGUUGCUGAAACUAAAGGCUGACUUGGAAGAAGUAAUAGAGUUAACACAAGAUCUUGUAAAAUCACAAGACGGUGACUCCAAAGUGUGUAAUACUCAUGGAUCUGGUAACGAUCGUGGUGCUGCAGCAUCCGUGUUGGCGGCCGACGAUGAGGGAAGCUCACACAAACACUUUUACAACUCCCAAGUUGGCGAGACAUGUUUGACGAAAAAUGGCAAGGAGAACAACAAAGAAUACCUCAUGAAGAAAAAGCAGAAGAAACAACAGAGAUUGAAACAAUAUGAGAAAGAAAGAGAAGCUGGGAAGAACAAAUAG
This is a messenger RNA of Spodoptera exigua (beet armyworm), 393 nucleotides long. The record is from the annotation of a GenBank genome assembly. NCBI's taxonomy places the organism in Eukaryota, Metazoa, Arthropoda, Insecta, Lepidoptera, Noctuidae.